Messenger RNA from Akanthomyces muscarius, 1269 nucleotides. RefSeq lists its product as uncharacterized. The coding region runs from base 1 to 1269 and encodes 422 amino acids. Lineage: Eukaryota; Fungi; Ascomycota; Sordariomycetes; Hypocreales; Cordycipitaceae. The record is from RefSeq and is a predicted model, not a curated record. The transcript has a single exon.
AUGCCUGUGCCCACGAUAUUCUACCUCUUCGAGCACGGUCCGCCCCAAUGGCUGCGCGACUGGGCCGUGCCCAUCUCCGUUGCCGUCGCGGCGCUGACGCUGCUCUACCUGAUCAAGCGCUACACCGCGGGCACCACGUACGAGACCACCAAGCGCAUGCACGGCAAGGUGGUCAUGAUGACGGGCGCGACAUCCGGCAUCGGCGCCGAGGUGGCCUUUGAGCUGGCCAGCCGCGGCGCGCAGCUCGUCUUUCUCACGCACGCGCCCAUGACGGACCCCUUCCUCGUCGACUACAUCCAGGAGCUGCGCGACCGCACCUCGAACCAGCUCAUCUACGCCGAGCACGUCGACCUCUCGAGCCUCCACAGCGUCCGCAAGUUUGCCACGGCCUGGAUCGACAAUGCGCCCCCGCGCCGCCUCGACAUGGUCAUACUGUGCGCGUCCACCAUGACGCCGCCCGGCGGCGCGCGCCGGGAGGUCGACGGCGGCGGCGUCGAGGAAAUGUGGAUGGUCAACUACCUGGCCAACUUCCACCUGCUGGGCAUCCUGAGCCCCGCGAUCCGCGCCCAGCCGUUUGACCGCGAGGUUCGCGUGGUCAUGGCCACGUGCUCGUCGUACAUUGGCGCGCCGUCGCUCCGCGAGGCCAUGACGCCCGAGACCUGGACCCCGUCGCGCGCGUACGGGCGCAGCAAGCUCGCGCUCAACGUCUUUGGCAUCGCGUACCAGAAGCACCUCGACGCCUACAAACGCCCCGACGAGAUGCCCAUGACGGCGCGCGUCGUCUUUGCCGACCCGGGCCUGUGCCGCACACCUGGCACGCUGCGGUGGCUGACGAGGGGGUCCAUCACGGGGCUCAUCUUUUACGUGCUCGGAUACUUUUUCCCUUGGCUUCUGCUCAAAUCGGCAAGUGGCGGCGCGCAGUCGAUACUUUACGCGGCCAUGGAGUCGGAUCUGACGAGGAAGACGGGCGCGCGGCUGAUCAAGGAGUGCUAUGAAGUAGAUUUCGCACGGGCCGAGGUCCAGGACGAGGAGGUUUCCAAGAAGCUCUGGGAGGAGAGUGAUGCGCUCAUUGAAAAGACGGAAAAGAGACACGCCAAGCAGCGUGCGCAGGAAAAGGCCAAUGAUGUCAAGAGUGAAGAGAAGAAGAAGGAAGACGAGCAGGUCAAGGAGAUUGAGAGUCUCAUGACGGCAGUAAAAAAGGGAAAAGAACAGCAAAAAGAAAAAGAAAAGGAGAAGAAGGGUGGAAAGGCAAGAAAAAGGGUCAAAUAA